Molecule: messenger RNA, 1334 nt
Organism: Hibiscus syriacus
Lineage: Eukaryota; Viridiplantae; Streptophyta; Magnoliopsida; Malvales; Malvaceae
Product: probable UDP-arabinopyranose mutase 1
Exons: 4
Coding region: 31-1122 (363 amino acids)
Biological process (GO): UDP-L-arabinose metabolic process; plant-type cell wall biogenesis
Cellular component (GO): cytosol; Golgi apparatus
Molecular function (GO): UDP-arabinopyranose mutase activity
Source: RefSeq, a predicted model, not a curated record
CUGUUGCUCCGAAACUCCAAGCUCUCAUCAAUGGCGGAUCCAGCGAUUAACUCACCAGAUCCGCUGUUGAAAGACGAGCUUGACAUCGUGAUUCCCACCAUUCGGAACUUGGAUUUCUUGGAGAUGUGGAGACCAUUUUUCCAGCCUUACCAUCUCAUCAUAGUCCAAGACGGCGAUCCUUCGAAGACCAUCAGAGUCCCCCAAGGAUUCGAUUAUGAGCUUUACAACAGGAACGACAUCAACAGGAUUCUGGGUCCUAAAGCUUAUUGUAUCUCCUUCAAGGAUUCUGCUUGUAGGUGCUUCGGCUACAUGGUUUCCAAAAAGAAGUACAUCUAUACCAUCGACGAUGAUUGCUUCGUUGCUAAAGAUCGAUCUGGAAAUGACAUUAAUGCAUUGGAGCAGCACAUGAAGAACCUCUUGAGUCCUUCCACUCCAUUUUUCUUCAACACCCUUUACGAUCCGUACCAGUCCGGUGCGGAUUUUGUUCGCGGGUACCCGUUCAGCCUCCGGGAGGGUGUUCCCACUGCCGUGUCUCACGGUCUCUGGCUCAACAUCCCGGAUUAUGAUGCGCCAACUCAGCUUGUCAAGCCUCUUGAGAGGAACACAAGGUAUGUCGAUGCUGUUAUGACGAUACCAAAGGGAACCAUCUUUCCCAUGUGUGGUAUGAACCUCGCAUUCAAUCGGGAAUUGAUCGGUCCGGCAAUGUACUUCGGACUCAUGGGUGACGGCCAGCCUAUCGGACGAUACGAUGAUAUGUGGGCCGGCUGGUGCACUAAGGUUAUUUGUGAUCAUCUCGGAUGGGGAGUGAAGACCGGAUUGCCAUACAUUUGGCACAGCAAAGCGAGCAACCCGUUCGUGAACCUUAAGAAAGAAUACAAAGGGAUUUACUGGCAAGAAGAGUUGAUCCCGUUCUUCCAAUCGGUCACCCUCCCGAAGGAUUGCACCAGCGUUCAAAAAUGCUACGUCGAACUCGCCAAGCAGGUGAAGGAGAAGCUCGGCAAGGUCGACGACUACUUCGACAAGCUCGCAGAUGCUAUGCUGACAUGGAUUGAAGCAUGGGAUGAACUCAACCCAUCGGGUGCAACCAAAUCUGCCGAGUUGCCUAAUGGUGCUUCGAAAUAAACUCUCCUCACCUAGAACAGCUAGCGUUCCGUUCAGCCGACGUACGUCGUCGGCUCGCAUCGCAAUGCUUCCGGCUUGUAUCGUAACGCCGAUCAUACAUUUUUGUCCGAGCUCUUGCAUUAGAGCUUUUGAAUUAUUAUUUUGCAGGGUUUAUAUGUAUAUUGAUUUACCAUAUUACCGAGUUUAGAAAUCGAUGGUCUGUCUUUUGUUUU